GCUCGUUACUCGAUAUUUCUCGCGACCGCAGCCGCCCCUCCGCUUCCGUUCUCGAGGGGUGAAUCGACAGCAUCGCCCGAAGACGAGAGAGUAGUGGGAAGAGGGGAGAGGGAGAAGUGGUGAGAGAGAGAGAGAGAGAGAGAGAGAGAGGCUCCUCCUCCUCCUUUAUUUCGCGAUUUUCGAGAAACCCUAUUUCAUCAGCGAUCACCGGGGUCUCCUCGUCGGACCCAUUCCUGUUCCAUGGGGUCCGUUAUGUCCUCGGGGGGGUCGCCUUCCAAAGGCAAUGCCGCUCUAAGCCCCGUGGUGCUCAACGUCUACGAUCUCACCCCCUUGAACAACUACGUGCGGUGGCUCGGCAUCGGCAUCUUUCACUCCGGCAUCGAAGUCCAUGAACUGGAGUAUGGGUUUGGAGCACAUGAUUUCCCUACGAGCGGUGUGUUUGAGGUGGAACCAAAGACUUGCCCGGGUUUUCUAUAUAGAUGUUCCAUUUUGUUGGGUCAUACAAGUAUGCCUCCAUCUGAGUUUCAGGCAUUUAUAGAAAGCAUUGCCACAGAGUAUCAUGGAGACACCUAUCACCUCAUUUCAAAAAAUUGCAAUCACUUCACAGAUGAUGUCAGCAAGAGACUGACAGGAAGACCAAUUCCACUGUGGGUUAACAGGCUUGCAGGACUAGGUGCAAUUUGUAAUUGUCUACUACCUGAAAGCCUUCGUUUGCCAGCUGUCAAACAGAUAGCCGAAUACCAGGGUUUAUCAGAGGAUGGAUCGGAGUUCUUGUCAGUGAUCACCGCGACCACACAUGAUCCUCUAGAGAGUGAUGAUGCAGAUCAAGAGAAAUAUCUUUUUUUGCGAUCUGGUGGGGAGCAGCUAACUAUCAUGAAAUCGGUCCCCAAGUGAAACUUUCUUAGCCAUGCUAAAUCACUAGAAGUUGGGGCUUCCCUUAACAAUGGUGUACUAUGGCGCCAUUAGUGUUUCUGUAAUCUUGCAGCAAAGUGAUUCCUUUUUACCCUGUUUAUAUAUUUAUUUGUAGUAGGCUGCUAGCCUGCUACACCUAGUAAUGGCGUUCUUCUUGAUUUUCUGCUCAUUCUUUUUCAGCUGCUUUUGUUGGUGUAAAAGUUUGCACCUGUAAUUCUGUAAUUUUUCAGUUGGAUAAUCUGUAGAAAAACUGGGAGUUUCAACUUU
Molecule: messenger RNA, 1179 nt
Organism: Musa acuminata subsp. malaccensis (wild Malaysian banana)
Lineage: Eukaryota; Viridiplantae; Streptophyta; Magnoliopsida; Zingiberales; Musaceae
Product: deSI-like protein At4g17486
Biological process (GO): protein deubiquitination
Molecular function (GO): deubiquitinase activity
Source: RefSeq, a predicted model, not a curated record